AUGAUGUCUUCACCUCUCAACGCGAUUCGUCGCAAGAAGAAUGUCAAGAAGGGCAUUCAAUUCUGUUUGAUGGUCUGUGGUGCAAGUGGAACAGGGCGUACUACAUUCGUCAACACACUCUGCGGGAAGAAGGUUCUUGAGCACAAGGACGCAGAUGAUGCUGCCAAUGCACACAUUGAAGAGGGGGUCCGGAUCAAGCCCGUGACAGUCGAGUUGGAGCUCGAUGAGGAAGGCACCCGUAUCUCUUUGACCAUUGUUGACACCCCCGGAUUCGGCGACCAGAUUGACAAUGAGGCCAGCUUCUCGGAGAUUGUUGGGUACCUCGAACGCCAAUAUGACGAUAUUCUUGCCAUGGAGUCCCGAAUUAAGCGUAACCCCCGAUUCCGGGACAACCGCGUCCACGCCCUCCUCUACUUUAUCACCCCUACCGGCCACGGUCUCCGAGAACUUGAUAUCGAAUUGAUGAAGCGUCUUUCUCCACGUGUCAACGUCAUCCCUGUUAUCGGCAAGGCAGACUCUCUUACUCCCGCAGAGCUUGCUGAGUCCAAGAAACUCGUGAUGGAAGAUAUUGAGCACUACCGUAUUCCCGUCUACAACUUCCCUUACGAUAUUGAGGAAGAUGACGAGGAUACCGUCGAGGAGAACGCAGAAUUGCGUGGUCUCAUGCCAUUCGCCAUUGUUGGUUCCGAAGAGGUCUUGGAAAUUGGCGGCAAGAAGGUACGAGCCAGGCAGUACCCAUGGGGUAUCGUUGAGGUCGAGAACCCCCGUCACUCAGACUUCCUCGCCAUUCGAAGCGCACUUCUGCAUAGUCAUCUUGCCGAUCUCAAGGAAAUCACCCACGACUUCCUUUACGAAAACUACCGUACUGAGAAGCUCAGUAAGAGUGUUGAUGGCGUUGUUGGAUCAGCCGAAGAUUCUUCCAUGAACCCAGAGGACCUCGUUUCCCAGUCCGUUCGCCUCAAGGAAGAACAGCUCCGCCGUGAGGAGGAGAAACUCCGUGAGAUUGAACUCAGAGUACAACGCGAGAUCAACGAGAAGCGCCAGGAACUCUUGGCCCGUGAGAGCCAGCUCCGAGAAAUCGAGGCUCGUAUGCAACGAGAAGCCAGCGCCCAUUUGGCUGCAGCCGAAGAGACCAAUGGAGAUGCCGGCGAGGCUUAA
Talaromyces marneffei is the source of this 1158-nucleotide messenger RNA. RefSeq lists its product as uncharacterized. The transcript is spliced from 6 exons. The coding region runs from base 1 to 1158 and encodes 385 amino acids. Gene Ontology annotation, molecular function: molecular adaptor activity; GTP binding; GTPase activity. Gene Ontology annotation, biological process: cytoskeleton-dependent cytokinesis. Lineage: Eukaryota; Fungi; Ascomycota; Eurotiomycetes; Eurotiales; Trichocomaceae. The record is from RefSeq and is a predicted model, not a curated record. Gene Ontology annotation, cellular component: septin ring; cytosol; septin complex.